Messenger RNA from Hemisphaericaspora subhashii, 615 nucleotides. RefSeq names its product Ty1/Copia family ribonuclease HI. Bases 1 to 615 code for a protein of 204 amino acids. Gene Ontology annotation, molecular function: nucleic acid binding. NCBI's taxonomy places the organism in Eukaryota, Fungi, Ascomycota, Pichiomycetes, Serinales, Debaryomycetaceae. The transcript has a single exon. The record is from RefSeq and is a predicted model, not a curated record.
AUGGGUUAUCUAAAAUGUCAUAGGAACUUCAAACUUACAUACAAUCGUGGAAAAUUACCAGAAUCAGAAUCGAUAUUGGAAUGCUUCUGUGAUGCGUCGUUUGCACCAGACAAGGAUAGAAAGUCAAUUACAGGAUAUGCAAUUUACUACAACGGAAACUUGAUUGAUUAUUACACGAAGAAACAACCCAAAAUAAGUGACAGUGCAGCAGCUGCAGAAAUGUUGGCAUUAGAUAUGGCAGUCAAAAGACUUAACAAGUUGAAAUCAAUUAUAAAAGAUUUAGGAUACUGUGUGGACAAAACUCACGUAUAUGAAGAUAAUGAAGCGGUCAUAACAAUUCUCAAUAACGAAUACUUCCACACACAUACACCUUUAGAUAUUACCUACAAAGCUUUGCAAGAAAAAUUGAAUAAGGAAUUCACGAUUUCGUAUAUUAGAUCAGAAGAAAACUUAGCAGAUGCGUUUACCAAAUGUCUACAUGCACCAAAAUUCAACGAGCUGAUGUCAAAAAUACUAGAGAGGCCAGAUCUCAACGGCGAAACAUUCAAUCCAUCCAAAUUAGGUAAGAUCCCAGUUGAUGCAAAUGGAUUUGAAAUUAACACUGAAGGUCAAUAA